AUGACUUGGGAUGAAGCAAUAUUGUCGGCUGAAGGCUUUGGUUUUGAUUGUAGCAGCAAUGAUUUUAAGAUUGUAAGCCUUCUUUAUCGCCGAACUGAUCCGUUUAGGUUUAUUAUUGAAGUUGACUCAGCUUGGAUUUUUUCAUACGUCUCAUGGUCAUGGAAACGUCUCACUAUCCCUUCUUCUUGGUUCGCUUAUCGUGCUGAACCCCCCGUAUUCUUUAAUGGUGUGCUUUAUUGGCGUGCUUAUCAUGAAGAAGAAGGAAGCGAUGAUUAUGACUUUAUACUUACAUUUAAUCUGACACAUGAAGUGUUUGGACGAAUAUUAUUUCCUAGUGAUGCACGUCUCAUGGGUAAGAUUUCUGUUGUAACAACAGGGGACUCGCUUCUCUUGAUACAAGAGACAUACGAGUGGCAUUUUGAUGAAUCUGAUGAAGAAACGGAUGAAGAUGAGCAGGUAUCUAACCAAUUUACCAUUUGGAUUACUAAAGGAAUUGACAACCAUGAGUCAUGGAUGAACAUCUUCUCAAUCACGUCAGAGAUGGAUCCUGAUCACAUAUUAGGCGCGAGAAAGAACGGUGACCUCAUACUAUACAUGGAUGGUGGGCAGAUUCUGAGGUUCAAUCCAACAACUCCAACCAAUCUCUUGGUGGGGGCUAUAGAAAAGAGUGUUUCCUUCCGUUAUCACAAUGAAAGCUUGUAUUUACUUGAGAAAGGGGAAGGUGUUCAUUCCUAUUAA
Molecule: messenger RNA, 738 nt
Organism: Neltuma alba
Lineage: Eukaryota; Viridiplantae; Streptophyta; Magnoliopsida; Fabales; Fabaceae
Exons: 1
Coding region: 1-738 (245 amino acids)
Source: RefSeq, a predicted model, not a curated record